CCGGCCCCGCGACCCGCGAGCCGCCGAGGCACCACGGCGCGGGCGGCCGGGGCGGCGACGACGGGGGGCGCGGGGGCCUCCCUGAUGCUUGGAGCAGAAAGAAGGUGCUGGUGGCUGGCAUCACCUUGGAGAGGAGCUGAAGACUAGCCAGAUAAAAAGCACUGAACAAAUGCUGGUUCCAAAUCCCUGGCAGGGAUCAGAACGCCUCUGCUGUGCUGAAAGCCGAGCCACGCACAGAUCAGGAGCGGGCAGUUACAGGAGCUGCUGUCAGUUUCUGUCUAGUUGUACAAUGUCCUUUCAUUCGGGACGCCAGAUAUACCUUUUCAAAUUUAGUGGUCCAAGUCGUGGUGUCAGAAUCGCUGUAGACACAAGUGCCCCCUGAGGUGGGCGCCUCGUCCCUGUCAACUGCACACCUAAUGCAGUGCACACAACCGUCACCAGGAAACGCUGCGGCCAGGGCACUGCUGACCUGCUUGCUGACUCACGUGUGGUUCUUAAGUGUCUUUUCAGAAUGCUCAGAGGCUCCUCUCAAGUUUCCUUGCAAAGAACCCUCACAAGGGUGCUGCCUGCAAAUGGCCUGAAUUUCUCAUUUGUACCAGUAGGUUAAAGAAGGAAUCCUCAAAACCCAGCAGCUGAAAAACUGGUUCAUUAGUGCAUUUAGCGCAAAGCACGGGCUCAGAGGCCUCCUGCGCAGGAGCCCAGGAGGGGGGAGGUUCCGGCCAGUGAUGAGCGGCCGCGUCCCGCUGGCAGAGAAAGCCCUGUCCGAAGGCUACGCCCGGCUCCGGUACCGGGACACCUCCCUGCUCAUCUGGCAACAGCAGCAGCAGAAGUUGGCAUCUGUGCCGCCCGGGACGUACCUGAGCAGGAGUCGAAGCAUGUGGUACUCACAGUAUGGAAACGAGGCCAUCCUCGUCCGGGACAGAAACAAGCUGGACGUCUCCCGGGACACGGGGCAAUCCAAGUUUUGCUCUGUUAUGUAAUUCUGGUGUGAAAACCUGAGACCAGGCACCCAGCCGCCUUGCUAAUCCCUAGUCCCUACUGGGAGAUCCUGAGCAGUGAACGUGAAGGUUGAGCUGUGGUAGAAGAACCCCAAAAUCCCAGAGCUGGCGCCCCGGCCCAUUCGCAGUCGGCCUGAUGGGUGGACUUGGCUCCUGGACUCCACUGUGAUCUUGCAGGCGCUGUAGGCACAGGCCAGGUCCGGGGCCCGGCUAGAUGCUGUUUAGGUGAUGCUUCCGAAUAAGUCAAGCGAGAGGGACACCCCGGUUACAGACCACCUCUUCACAUUCUUACAGGCUGUCUUUAGGAUUCCCUUCUGCCUGGUAAAGAAUGGGUCAGAUCUAGAAAAAGGUGAAGGAAUUGGCAUCAUGUCGGGUCGCAGAUCCAUGUGCAGGACCAAGAUGUGCAGGACCAAGAUGGAUUCACCCUCAAUGGUCAUCGGCAGCAGCAUUUCAGCAGGGACUUUGUGGCACUUGAGUUUUGAGUCUAGUAACCAAAAUGAUCACUGCAUGUGAUGCACUGUGAUGGCUCCUACACUACCUUCCUGAUGCUGGAGGCUUGUGGGGCAAAGGCAUCCCCAAAACAUUAAGGAAACCCCCAAAUUAUUACGUUACACAAAAGUUGCUAACAGUGAUUUCAAAUUUAAUCACAGGGCUGAAAUAGGCAGGUUCUCAGCCGACAGUGGUUCAGCCUCGGCCCACCUGUGUGGGCAGCUUUAUGAGUCAUUUUUAAAGGAUUUGCUGUCUGCUGUAAUUAAGGUCUGUGUGGCGAAGCAAACGUGGAAGUGGCUUUUCUCAAAGACACUUUUGUCAAAGCUAAGUUUUCUUUUCUAAAUAAAUCUCCUUUAGGAGCCGCCUUCCUUCCUCACUCCUUAUUUUGAUCUGUUUGCUCCUAAUAUCCUAACUUGGCUUUCAGGUUUUUUUUUUUUUUUACAACAGUAGCAUCUAACGAUUGCUAAAAACCCCAGUGCAGAAACGCACGAAGCGCCCUCCCCAGAGGCAGUGGCCGUCAGCAGCUCAGCGCGUGCGUGUGCCGAGGUUCCAGAGGCGUCCCACACCACGCAGCAUCUGGUUCUGCGACUUUUUGCUCAGCUGUACAGACGGGGCGAUUACAUCACGCUUCCAACGGCCAGCCGGCAGCGCUCCCGUGAGCCCACAGGUGGGCAGAGACCUUCCCGCUGUCCAUGCGCACGGCACGUCCUGGGCUUCCCUCUGCAUGGCUCCUCGUGCAGGCGUGCAAGCUGGCUAGCAGACAGCGUCCAGAAGGGAACUGCUGGGCCAGACUGCUUUCCCCCAACGUCACGUGUCCAGCCAGAGGCCUGGUCCUUGCGCAGGGAGCCUCGGCUUGCUUACUGCCUCAGGUGGGGAGGCUGGAAGGCAGAAUUCCUUAAGCGCCUCCCGGAGGUGAAGAGGGAAGCCUGUCUCGUGGACACAGUCAGGAAGGACUCUGCAGUAAAGGCUCGCCCGUCCAGGCGCCCUGACACCGGAAUUCCCCGGUAGACAGGCCUCGUCAGCAUCUCUGCGCUCCUUCGACUUCAGUUCAGUUUGGGAAGAAGGCAAACGUCUGCCUUUGCUGGAACGCCUCUGCUGCACGCUCACCGCCCCUCAGACUAACCUAGAAACGGGCCGUGGUUGGCGCAGCCCCAAGCACAGAGGCGGUGGCCGGGAAAGCAAGCACGGGCCACGGCCGCCGUCCGCACUGGUCGGGUGUGCGGGUGACCGACGUGCCCUGGGCCGCUCGCACACAGCUGGCACUAAGCUGCUUUGCGAGCGGGGAGGCCACGUCUGCCUUGGGGACGCCUGGGCGGCUGGCCUUCCCGGCUGGGGCUGGGGAUGCCGUGGUGGACGUGCCCAGUCCCCGUCCUCGGGGAGCUCAGUCUGGGUGACAGGGGGGCAAGGGAAUACAGAGGAGGGGGGGCCUCGGGCCUGGACUUGGGCAGAGCCUUCUCCCGGGACGUCACUGCAAGGCUUGGCUCCAACAGCUGUGACUGUUUUGAAAACGGCGUCAGAACUUGGCAUUUGUCUCGAUACCUCCUUCAUUCCUCGCUGCCGCCUCCACUGUGUGCUGGGUGCUGGGCCGUGUGGACGAAACCUCAGCGCGUACACAGGCUCGACGUGGUUUCCUGGAAACGUCCGUUGUUGGGCCAGCUGGACGAGCGUUUGAUGCCUCUGGUCCCGGAAAGCACCUCAGUGCAGACUGAAGGCACGGCGGGGACAGAGGAUGGAUGACUGGGUGGGCGGGGACCGAGGCGACCGAACCUGUGGGUCAGCGAGGGGGGCGGCCCAUCCACAGAGCCGCUGACCUGAAAAGGUGACAAAGACGCUCCCUAAAUCCCGGGGCCUCCCCACCCAGGCUUUGGACCAGAGCCACUGAGCUCUUUAAGACCGUCUUGGAUGCUUCGGGUAUUCCUGCCAGGAGCUACAGGAUGUCAAAACGAGGGGCUCCCCCCUCGUCACACGCCAGCAAGGGGAGAGCUGGGAGCCCAGAAAGCACAGGAAAAGGCACCUCUUUUUUUUUUUUCUUUUAUUAUGAAAACAAAACAAAUGCCCCAGGAGAAGUGUCCAUGAUUACCAGAAACAUCAAAGAGUACUUUCUACCAUUUUUAUUCCGUUGUGUUGAGGCCAGCAUUGCAAUAAACAAGCUAAAACUACUUA
Balaenoptera ricei (Rice's whale) is the source of this 3650-nucleotide messenger RNA. It is a transcript of the gene BRD3OS, whose product is annotated as BRD3 opposite strand. The record is from RefSeq and is a predicted model, not a curated record. Bases 726 to 980 code for a protein of 84 amino acids. Lineage: Eukaryota; Metazoa; Chordata; Mammalia; Artiodactyla; Balaenopteridae. The transcript is spliced from 3 exons.